This is a messenger RNA of Chelonoidis abingdonii (Abingdon island giant tortoise), 623 nucleotides long. Lineage: Eukaryota; Metazoa; Chordata; Testudines; Testudinidae. The record is from RefSeq and is a predicted model, not a curated record.
AGGUGAUGGACACGCAGCAGGGUUGCAGGGAGAGCUUUGAGCUGGUGGCGCUGGGCACUGGCGAUACCUGCUACGGUGGCUGGCUGGAUUUCAGAGGCUGGCGGCUCCAGGACAUGCAAGGCCUGGUGGUGGCUCGCCGGGCACUGCAGAGGUACCUGUACAAACAGCUGCUGCUGUGGUGCAGCGUGAAGGAGCCGGUGGACCGGGAGAAAUGCAUCUUCCAGCCCUCAGCAGAGCAGGGGCUACUGGCCCUCAAACCGAAGGUCUUUGUGCACCUGUAUCUGAGCUGCGUGCCCACAGGGGCCUCUGAGAACUUCCUCAUCCCGUUCCCUGGGAGGAAGCCCUCAGGCAGCCUCUACGUCCAUGCCAAGGGCGAGCUGAUGCCCGUCCCCAGCUGUCCCGCAAGCCUGCUGGCCGCCUGCGUCUGCUGCGCCUCCGGCAGCGACAAGCUGAGCCGCUGGAGCGUGCUGGGCCUGCAGGGGGCGCUCCUCAGCCACUUCAUGGAGCCGCUGUACCUCUCCAGCAUCAUCCUAGCUCAGCGCCGGGCAGAGGCUGAGCAUCACUGGUGCCGCGGGUACGCAGCCCCAGAGCUGGGUGGACGCACCAUGGGCUGCUGUGCCAAA